AUGGAUGGUCUCAAUGGCCCCCCGGACGAGGACUUCCAACAUACCCAAAACUACGAGGACUUCACAACCAUAGACUGGAUACAAGAUUCGAUAAUCGAGAGGAACAGGCGAAUACGAGCUGCUCGCGAUGCCGAACUUCACCGCAGAGGUCCUCGAGGAGAAGUCACUGCGGCAUGGCUAUGGUCGCAGCUCAGGAAGGUACUUCAUGCCGGACAGAGCUGGUUCGUGGUCACUCUCGUCGGCGUCGGGAUUGGGAUCAAUGCUGCCUUGAUUUCAAUUAUUACGGAAUGGUUAUCCGACCUGAAGAUGGGCUAUUGCUCGGACGGAUGGUGGCUGAACCAGCAGUUCUGCUGCUGGGAAGUAGAGGGAGAUGAGGGGAAUCCCUGCGACUCCUGGCACCCUUGGAGCACUGUCACCGCUGCCCGAUGGUUAAUUUAUGUUAUUUUCGCCGCGCUUUUCUCGUUUGGAGCUGCGCACCUAGUGCGCUCACUUGCGAAGUAUGCCGCAGGCUCCGGGAUCUCGGAAAUAAAAUGUAUCUUAGCGGGUUUCGUAAUGAAGGGCUUCCUGGGACUCGCGACUUUCUUCAUCAAAAGCUUGACUCUACCAUUGGUUAUAGCGUCAGGCCUGUCUGUUGGUAAGGAAGGUCCCUCCGUUCACCUUGCUUGUUGUAUCGGCGACCUAGUCGCCAGUUUGUCAAGUAGAUUCUCCCACAGCGAAGGGAAGAAACGCGAAAUCCUCACCGCGGCAAGCGCUGCAGGAGUCGCUGUCGCCUUUGGCUCGCCCAUCGGUGGGGUUCUGUUUUCCAUCGAGGAAAUGAGCCAUACAUUCAGCAUCAAGACUAUGUGGAGGAGUUUCUUCUGUGCGCUCGUCGCAACGGUAACACUAUCAGCAAUGAAUCCGUUCAGGACAGGAAAACUCGUGCUCUUCCAAGUCACAUACGACCGCGACUGGCACUUCUUCGAGAUAAUCUUCUUCGUUAUUCUCGGUAUAUUCGGAGGACUAUAUGGCGCAUUCAUGGUGAAGUUCAACCUGCAAGUGGCGGCAUUCCGCCGGAAACACUUGGCCAACCAUGGAGUGGCCGAGGCAGUGACGCUCGCCACGCUCACAGCCAUGGUCGGGUACUUCAAUCGGUUCCUCCGCAUCGAUAUGACGGAGAGCAUGGCGAUCCUCUUCCGCGAAUGCGAGAGUGGGGGCGACUACGACAACCUCUGCAGGACAGCCUUCCAAUGGCGGAUGGUGAACUCCCUCCUGCUCGCGACAGUGAUCCGCGUGGGCUUCGUCGUGAUCUCAUAUGGCGCGAAAGUGCCCGCGGGGAUCUUCGUUCCCUCCAUGGCCAUCGGCGCGACGUUCGGGCGUAUGGUCGGUAUCAUGGUGAAGGCGCUGAACAAUGCGUAUCCGACGUCAGGGAUAUUUGCGUUUUGCCAGCCUGAUGUGCCGUGCAUCACCCCUGGCACUUAUGCGUUCCUCGGGGCUGCAGCUGCUCUUAGCGGGGUGAUGAGGAUCACUGUCACCGUCGUGGUGAUCAUGUUUGAGUUGACGGGUGCAUUGACGUACAUCCUGCCUACCAUGAUUGUCCUGUUGGUCACGAAAUCUGUUGGCGAUUUCCUCGAUGUACGAGGUAUUGCGGACGAAAUGAUACGGUUCAAUGGGUUCCCGUUCCUUGAGAAGGAAGAACAUUCGUUCAACGCUUGUGUGUCAAGGGUCAUGACUACUGACCUUCAUACGUUGCCUGUCUCCGGCUUGACUAUACGAGACAUCGAGCGAAUAUUGGCGAAUACCAAAGUGCAGGGCUAUCCUAUAGUAUCCUCCGACUCGUCAAACACCCUGAUCGGGUACAUAGGUCGCACAGAGCUGCGUUACGUGAUAGACAAAGCGCAGCAGAUGCGGCGCGUCUCUCUCCAAACGCCUUGUUCGUUCUCGCCGCAGCGGGACGAUCCGGAGCGUUCAGAUCCGCUGGAUAUAACGUCUGCGCUCGCUGUGGGUCUUGACGAAGACUCGGCUGCUGAGAUCCUUGAGGAUAUGGCUUCGGACCAUGCGCUCAAUUUCUGGCCAUGGGUUAACCAGACGCCCAUUACCGUGUCUCCACAGCUGCCGUUAGAAAUAACGAUGCAGAUGUUCAAACGGCUAGGGCCGCGAGUAAUCCUCGUGGAAGACCGCGGGUCGCUCGUAGGGUUGCUCACAGUGAAGGACGUUCUGCGCUUCACGAUGACCGAGAAGCAGGACAGCGAUUCCUGGGACGACAGAGGCGGCAUCGACGCUGUUUUCGAGGAAGUUUGGGCGUGGGCGGUGCAGGCGGAGGAAGCUAUUGUCUCCUGGUGCCAGAGGUUGAUACGGCGACGAUAGAUGGGAUGCUUGUAGAGUAUUUGGGCUAAUUUAUGUACUUCUGCGGUUUC
Molecule: messenger RNA, 2393 nt
Organism: Gloeophyllum trabeum ATCC 11539
Lineage: Eukaryota; Fungi; Basidiomycota; Agaricomycetes; Gloeophyllales; Gloeophyllaceae
Product: Cl-channel protein
Exons: 19
Coding region: 1-2343 (780 amino acids)
Biological process (GO): chloride transport; transmembrane transport; intracellular iron ion homeostasis
Cellular component (GO): endoplasmic reticulum; early endosome; fungal-type vacuole
Molecular function (GO): voltage-gated chloride channel activity
Source: RefSeq, a predicted model, not a curated record